AUGCUGCCAUCCGUCGAACGCCACGCCCGCGAAUGUGUCAAAGAACUCUUCCAAUUCAUAGCCGUCCAAGGCCAAGGCGACUACCUGGGGGAGCGCGUCUCUCAGCUUGAACAUACCCUGCAGGCCGCUCAGCUUGCAGUACAAGCAGGUGCGGACGAUGACACCGUGCUGGGCGCUUUGCUCCACGAUGUCGGGCGGUUCAUUCCUGCGGCGAAGAAAAUGCCUGCAAUGAUCGCCCCAGACGGAGCCUUUGUGGGACGCGAAAGCCACGAAAUCUUGGGCGAGAAAUACCUUCGUGGUCUCGGAUUCAACGAGCCAAUCUGCCAACUGGUCGGGGCGCACGUCAUGGCGAAACGAUACUUGACGGCAGUUGAUAAAGAUUAUUAUGACGGCCUGAGUCAAUCAAGCAAGACGACUUUGAAGUUCCAGGGCGGUACCUUUACCCAGGAGCAAGUCAUCGAGGCCCAGAAGGACCCUCUUCUAGAGGCCAAACUGGCUGUUCGACGCUGGGAUGACAUGGCCAAGGUACCCAAAUUGGCGACAUUGCCGCUCGAAUACUAUGAACGAAUGGCAACAAAAAGCCUGCUCGAGUCUCGAUCUGUCUUUGAAUUGCACGGAAGAAAGUACAAGCUUCCUGAGAGACCCACAGUCGUGGUCUGCGUUGACGGCUUUGAUCCCGAAUACCUCGAACAGGGAAUGUCUGACGGCAUUACCCCGAACAUGGCCAAGUUCGUCCAAACAGGCUUCGCUGCAACGGCCAAAUGUGCCAUGCCAGCAUUUACCAAUCCCAAUAACGUCUCCAUCAUUACUGGGAUGCCGACGUCUGUCCAUGGCAUUUCCGGGAACUUCUUCUUGGACCGGACAACUCGAAAGGAGGAAAUGAUCGUGGAUGACACAUUGCUUCGAGGGUCUACCAUCUUGGAGCAGAUGUCGAAGCGAGGCGUCCGCGUCGCUGCCAUAACUGCGAAAGACAAGCUGAGAGCAAUCAUCAACCACGGAUUGAAUUGCUCGCAGGGAGAUAUCUGCUUCUCCGCCCAAUACGCCAACAAGUGUAAUCUCGCCGAUAAUGGCAUCUCCGAUGUUGAGAAGUGGCUGGGAAUCCCCGCUCCUGAUCAAUACUCUGGGGACCUGUCUUUAUUUGUGCUGAAAGCAGGGAUAAAGCUGCUUGAGGAAGACCGGGCGGAUUUGUUUUAUCUCACAUUGUCGGAUUUUGUCCAGCACAAAUUUGCUCCUGGUAGCAAAGAAGCGAAUGCCUUCAUGGCGAGCGUGGAUGAUUGCGUCGGUCGCCUGGUCGAACUGGGUGCUACUGUUGUUGUGACUGGAGAUCACGGGAUGAGCGACAAGUGCAAGGAUGACGGCACGCCAAACGUUCUCUUUGUCGAGGAAGAGCUGGAUCGCAAGUUUGGCGAGCGUUCCUCAAGGGUCAUCUGCCCGAUCACAGAUCCUUUCGUCCGCCACCACGGCGCGUUGGGUGCUUUUGUGCGGGUAUACCUGAACCGACCAGAUAUCGACAUCGAAGAGGCCCUGACCUACUGUCGAUCCUUCCCACAAAUCGAACUUGCUCUUGAUGGACCAACAGCUGCUCAAAUGUUCGAAAUGCCCCUCGACCGCGAAGGAGAUUUUGUGCUGGUCUCGAAGAAGAAUGCAGUUCUUGGAAGUCGAAAAGAAGAACAUCCGCUCGACAAUUUGGGCGACCAUCGACUUCGCUCUCACGGCGGACUAUCUGAACAGCCCAUCCCUCUGCUAAGAUCUCUCCCUACCAGCAAUACAGUUGAAGAUCGACAGUGGAGGAAUUUCGAUGCCUUUGAUCUAGCUCUUAAUUUCUAA
Molecule: messenger RNA, 1827 nt
Organism: Fonsecaea multimorphosa CBS 102226
Lineage: Eukaryota; Fungi; Ascomycota; Eurotiomycetes; Chaetothyriales; Herpotrichiellaceae
Exons: 3
Coding region: 1-1827 (608 amino acids)
Molecular function (GO): phosphonoacetate hydrolase activity
Source: RefSeq, a predicted model, not a curated record